AAUCCAAACCAAUGGCCGCUACCACCGAAUUCGCCACAUGGCUAAAUCAAAAACUAAAGGAACUGAAUACAGAUGAAUCUGUAUUUGGUAGCUAUAUUACGGGCAUACUGGAAGACGAAGAUAGUCUGGAUGAAAAGAAGGAAGCCUUGGAGGGUAUUUUAGGUGAAAUAUUGACUGAUAACAUUUCAGAACUGAUCGAAACAAUUCUGGAUAAAUGGAAAGCCUGCUCCAAUAGCAAAGAUGACGAGAAAAAUAAGGCACCUAAAAUUGAUGUUGAUGAGCAGUUGGUAAAAUUGUUGGAAUCAACCAAAGUUCAAGCUGUGGUAAAGGAGAGACAAUAUACUGAGGAGGAGAAAAGAAUACGUGAACAAAUUUUGGCACAAUAUUCACAGACUGAAGUCUCCGAUGAUGACUAUGAACCUGCUCAAUCCGACGAAGAGGGUGACAAACAUGGCGGUGGAGGUGGUGGUGGUUUAACCGGCAUUGAACGUAACACAAAUGCCCAGGAUGUUCAGAAUCUUAUUAAAGAGAAACGUGAACAGGCCCGUCUUGAAGCUGCGGCCAAAAAACAAAAAGAUAAAGAAGAUCGAGAAAAACAAAAACAAACACGUGAAGAGAAAAAGGAAAAGAGAAAAACUGUUAAGGGUGAACGUAGACGGUAGCAUGUGGGCGUCUA
Molecule: messenger RNA, 676 nt
Organism: Musca vetustissima
Lineage: Eukaryota; Metazoa; Arthropoda; Insecta; Diptera; Muscidae
Product: coiled-coil domain-containing protein 43
Exons: 3
Coding region: 12-662 (216 amino acids)
Source: RefSeq, a predicted model, not a curated record